Nerophis lumbriciformis (worm pipefish) is the source of this 828-nucleotide messenger RNA. The record is from RefSeq and is a predicted model, not a curated record. NCBI's taxonomy places the organism in Eukaryota, Metazoa, Chordata, Actinopteri, Syngnathiformes, Syngnathidae.
AUGCUGCUCCGGGCCGUUGCUCUUCUGCUGCUCCUUUAUGUGUCUGUUAGUGUGUGUGCCACUCUGGGUCACUACCAGUCCAUAACACAGCAAGAGGAGGUUGCUGUGGUGGAGCCACAAAACACUGCUGUAGAAGAAGUCACCAUAAACGAGGACCAUAACAACGAACUCUCUGAAGUAUUACUUGACAAAACUCCUGAACUAGUCAACGACACGGGAGAAAGUAGCCAAGAUGUGGAUGGACAGCAACAAAUUUCUCAGGAUGGAGAAGAGAUGGAGGAGAGAAAUGAUAUCGAGCCAGUUCAAACGGACAUUUCUGCAUUACUUGAAAAGAACAGCAGUAACCACUGGAGCCUCAUGUCAAUUAGAAACAGUUUCCAAACAGUGCACGGCUACUUUGACUCCCUGGUGGAGCUAGUGGGGGGCCACAAUGGCGUGUGUCAGUACCGUUGCAGAUAUGGAGAACUUCCUCAACCUCGUCCUGGCUACAAGCACCAAGAACCCAAUGGCUGCAGCUCAUCCAUGGUGGGAUUCCAGGUGGAUCUGGAUCUUGGCAUCCCUGCCAUGACUGAGUGCUGUAACCACCUUGACGUGUGCUACGACAACUGUGGCAUCAACAAGUAUGACUGUGACACCAAGUUCCGCUCUUGUCUGCAUAACAUUUGCUCUGACCUCAAGAGGAGUCUUGGUUUUGUGUCCAAAGUACAAGCUUGUGAGUCCGUAGCAGAUGCCUUGUACAACACAGUGUGGACACUUGGAUGCCGGCCUUACAUGAACAGCCAGAGGGCAGCAUGUGUGUGUGAGGGAGAGGAGCGGGAUGAACUGUGA